AUGAACUGGAUAUCAACAGAAGAAUAUCAUUCAACAAAUCAAAACAAUAAUCAUUCUUAUAUUUUGUCUAAUCAAUUCAAAUCACAAAGGAAUAUUAGUCAACUGGAAUCAUUAAACAUAGAAACAGAUGUUAAUAACACUAAUAAUAGAGCUUCAUUCACACAAUGUUCAAAUUUAUCGCCAUUAGUUGAGAAUCCCUAUCACAUUACAACAUCAAGACAACAAUUAUCAGAAGAAUCCAUAAGAGUCCCAGUAAUUCCUAGUUUACCAAUGAAAAAUGUUAACUGUAUAGAUAAUAAUGUACAGAAUUGUAUUAAUUGUAAUGGCGAUUUAAUAAACUAUUUGGAUAAUGUAAAGUUCUCCUAUAAAAAUGUAGAUGAAAUUGAUCAUUUAUAUAAGAAACUACGAAAAAAUUUAAAACAAAACAGUUUACUUGAAUAUUAUUUUUUAUUAAUUCUACAACAUUUAUUUAAAUCAUUAUUAUUAUUUAAGUAUAAUUCUAUGGAUAAUAAACAUAAACAUAUACAUACAACAUACAUGUAUAAUACAUAUUAUAUUAUUAUUAUAUGGAAAAAAUUUAUUGAAAAUUGUCAUUUAUUAAUAUGUUCAAUUAAAACAAUUCAUCAAAAUAAUUUUCAAACAUUGAAUAUUGUACAAAAAUAUAAAAGUAAAAGUUUAUUAGAUUUAACAAAUUUUAUAAAUUAUAAUAAUUAUCCAUGGAAUAUAUCAUGUACAUAUAAAUCUUUCACUCAAUGCUUUAGAUCUAGUUUACCAAUAUUGAAAAUUGAUCAACCUAUAGUUAUGAAUGUAAACCCUAGUAAUAAUAACAAUAAUAAUAAUAUGGUUAAAAGUACAUCAACUAGUGAUUUCGAAUCGAUUUGUUCUGACAAUGAUCUAAUAGAUAAACAUAUAGAAAGUGAACAUUUAACAAAUAUUUUCAACCGAAAUAUUUGUCUAUCUGAAGAAUUAGAUACAGAAACUAAAGAUGCACAAAUCAAAUCUAAGAUAACUUUGGAAUUAUCAAAUUUAAAAUCUUCUAACAAGAAUAUAUUUGAAAGUUUAGAGAAGAUUAGUUCAUCCACAAAUAAUGAAUUAACACAUUUAUCUAUAUCUAAUAGUAGUUGUUCUGUAUUGUAUCCACAGUUACCAAUAAUCUCUAUACCAGCCCCACCACCAUUUAAUCCCCCUCCUCCUCCACCUCCACUCCCUGGAAAUUGUUUUUCUUCAUCAAAAAUAUCAUUUACAUCAGUAUCAGAUAAUACUUCAACUGAAAAUGAAAAAUCCCGUCAUCAAGAAAUACAAAAUCAAAUAGUAUCCAAUACUACAAAUGUAAACGAAUCUAAUAAACAUAAGCUAAAACCAUUUCGUUGGACAAAAGUUUAUACAUCUAAAUAUAAUAAUGUAUGGAAUAACAAUAAUUGUACAUGCUCGAAAACGUCUGAUUAUAAUGAGACUGUAAGAAGAAAACCAAUCAGCUUUAUUAAUCUGAGCAAAUUAAAUGUCCUAUUUGCUCAGAAGCAAAAACUUUCUAUGAAAAAUCCUGAAAUGAAAAUAUCACCGAACAUGGAGUUGUUUUGCCUACCAAUGUCAACUGAUAAACAAACAGUUGAAAGAGGAAUUAAUUAUGACUCUUUUCAUCAGGAAUUCUCAGGUGAAAAAAAUGUACAAGAAAGCAAUUUAACAGUGCCUCCAACUUCGGAUCGUAAACUACUUUGUGCUAUAAAUUCUUAUCCCAUACGUGGGAGAUCACUUUCAUCUUCGCGUACUAUGGAGUUUAUUCAAAAACAUAAUGAGCCCAACUUAUUGGAAAGUCAACGGUGUUUGAAUAUAAACAUUUUUCUACGUCAGUUUCGACAUAUUCAUAUAAAAUUACUCGAUCUGAUUGAUCAGUGUGAUGGUAGUUUAAUUGGUUCAGAACGGUUAAAAGAUUUGAUUAAAUUACUUCCAACAGAUCAAGAAAUAAAGUGUUUAAAAGCAUUUCAAGGUAAUGUAAAUUAUAUGGAUCCUGCUGAACGAUUUUUUUAUGAUUUAGUUAGAAUACCAAAAUAUUAUCACAAAAUUGAUAGUAUGUUGCUGAAAGAAGAAUUUCAACCAACGAUCAAGUGGAUAAAAUCAUCACUAGAUAAUGUAAUGAAAACCAGUCAAGAAAUACUAACAUCUCCAUUAAUUUGUGAAUUACUUCAAACUGUCUUAGAAAUCGGCAAUUAUAUGAAUGAGGGUAACAAUCUUGGAUCAGCAUCUGGCUUCAAACUUUCCAGUUUACUAAAACUUUCUGAAGUGCGAUCAAAUGAUUCAAAAUUCACUCUAUUACAUUUCCUUGUUCAGGAGUUUAAGACAAAUAAUCCACAAAUGUUAAGAAUUACCGAAACAAUACCAUAUUUAAAGGAAGCAUCAGAUGUAUCACUUGACUUAAUUAUAAAAGAAAUUAACCGAUUCAGAAGUAGAUUACAAAAUAUGACUCAACAAUUUGAUCCAGAAACAUUUGGAAAACAAUCAAAAAUUUGUGAAUUUAUCGAGCAAUCAAAUAAAGAACUAAAUGAUGUACAAAAACAAGUGGAAAAACUUCAAGGAUUAGAAAUAGAAUGUGCAAAAUAUUUCUGUGAAUGUCCAACACAAUUUAGAAUUACAGAGUGCCUACAAACAUUCAGUUUAUUUUUUGAGAAAAUGAAAUCCACAGAGCAAGAAAUAAAAGAAUUUGAACAAAUGAAUAAAGAGAGAUUGGAAAGAUCAAAUCAAAAUGAUACAUUGAAUCAAGCAAAUACAAAAUAUAAUCAUAAAAACAGUCGAAUAGCAGAGGAUAAACCAAAAUCAAGCCAUGAUGAUCAUAAUACAAUGAUGAAUCUAAUUUCUAACAAUAUAUCAAAUCCUAGAGUAGUACACAAUCGAUUAAGAAGUCGUUCUAAUGCAAAUAAACUUAAUUUUUCAAACUCUUCAAAUUCAUUAUCUAAAUUCACCAAAGAAAAUAAUAACCUGAAUAAGGACAAAGGUAAUACAGAUGAAUUGAAUAUGGUCUCAAAACCUACUAUUUCACAUUCUACGUCAGUGUUUGAACACUUAUCAACAAACACAAAUGAAAAGCACAAUAAUAUUAGAAUAAGAUCACGUCAAUCAGUUGGACAACAUCGUAUGAAUACUAAAUUUCAAAUAAUUAACAAUGAAUUUGAACGUGAACGUAGGCCAUGGUCACAGAUAGAAAAUCAAUCAAUUAAUUCUCCCAAAAAUGAAAUUAACCAACAGUUAGAUGAAUCGAAAGCCAAUCAAAGUAGUGAUGAAGAGACAGUAUAUCGGUUGAAUGAACGAAUUAAACGAUUAACAUUAAAAUUUAAUAAAAGCUAA
Schistosoma guineensis is the source of this 3336-nucleotide messenger RNA. Lineage: Eukaryota; Metazoa; Platyhelminthes; Trematoda; Strigeidida; Schistosomatidae. The record is from the annotation of a GenBank genome assembly.